CCUCCAUUCCUCGAACCCUAGCGAGCUCCUGCUAUAAAUACCCGCGACGAGGCGUGUGGCCGCCACACUCCAAUAUCUCUACCCAGCUGCAGCCGCUUCUCGUACACACUCACGCCAUUCCCAGCCCGAUCCAUCGGCCCCGUGCUUCCUCUCGAUCAACUGCGCGAGGCCUCCAGCGCGCCGCGGAUCCAUCCAUGGACCCUCACGUCAGCUCCCACGUGCACGCCGGCGCCGCGCGCGGGGCGAAGGAGGCAGACGACGUCGUCGACGUCGAGGCGGCCACCGAUCCCUCGUCGACGAAGCCAUCCGACCACGCCGUUCACCCGAGCGGCGGCAACAACGACGAAGGCGUGAACUACAUGGCCCGCGCGCAGUGGCUCCGCGCGGCGGUGCUGGGCGCCAACGACGGGCUCGUCUCGGUAGCGUCGCUCAUGAUCGGCGUCAGCGCGGCCAACUCCGCCAAGAAGACGAUGCUCGUGUCGGGGCUGGCGGGGCUGGUGGCGGGCGCCUGCAGCAUGGCGAUCGGCGAGUACGUGUCCGUGUACGCGCAGUACGACAUCGAGGUGUCCCAGAUCAAGCGCGACGACGACAGCCCCGGCGCCAAGGACAGGAAGAACCUGCCGAGCCCGGCGCGGGCGGCGCUGGCCUCGGCGCUGGCGUUCGCGGUGGGCGCGCUGGUGCCGCUGCUGGCGGGCGGGUUCGUGAAGCCGUGGGGCGCCAGGGUCGGGGCCGUGUGCGCGGCGACCACCGUGGGGCUGGCGGGGUUCGGGGCCGCCGGCGGGUACCUGGGCGGCGCCAGCAUGGCGAGGUCCGGGUUCAGGGUGCUCGCGGGCGGGUGGCUCGCCAUGGCCGUCACGUACGGCGUGCUCUGGCUCUUCGUCAGGGUGUUCCACAUCCAGGUCUCGUCGCUGGCCUGAUGUGAAUGAAUGCGUACAGGAUUGGUCUUCAUGCGCUGGUUUGCAGCUGGCUGUCACUUAGUAGAACGAGAUUUGGUGCUCUUCAUGCGCAUGGUACGGUUAAUGGCUUUCCAUAUCUGAGUAGAGAUCCCCAUUCCCUGGGUACAAUGAAAGGCGGGUCGGGUUAUAAGGGGAUCGAUGUGUAAUGGCUAUACUUACUUGGUUGUAAUGUAAGGCAAGGCCAGUCUCUGGAAA
This is a messenger RNA of Lolium perenne, 1151 nucleotides long. RefSeq names its product vacuolar iron transporter homolog 2-like. The record is from RefSeq and is a predicted model, not a curated record. Gene Ontology annotation, biological process: intracellular manganese ion homeostasis. Gene Ontology annotation, molecular function: manganese ion transmembrane transporter activity. NCBI's taxonomy places the organism in Eukaryota, Viridiplantae, Streptophyta, Magnoliopsida, Poales, Poaceae.